Molecule: messenger RNA, 3799 nt
Organism: Fukomys damarensis (Damara mole-rat)
Lineage: Eukaryota; Metazoa; Chordata; Mammalia; Rodentia; Bathyergidae
Gene: Grhl2
Product: grainyhead like transcription factor 2
Exons: 17
Coding region: 180-1685 (501 amino acids)
Biological process (GO): brain development; regulation of transcription by RNA polymerase II; neural tube development
Cellular component (GO): nucleus
Molecular function (GO): DNA-binding transcription activator activity, RNA polymerase II-specific; RNA polymerase II cis-regulatory region sequence-specific DNA binding
Source: RefSeq, a predicted model, not a curated record
GGUGAGGGCGCGCGCGGGCGAGGAGCGCGGUGCGGGGGGACGCAAAAGCAGAAUUACCUGUAGCUCUUGUUCUGCCAUCUCGGGCGCGCUCACACACCUUCACCUGCACAGACCUGAAAGUCCAGUUUCUCCAGAGGCUGAGGCUCCAGGAAAAGGGGAGCGAGUUCAUUGGAUCAAACAUGUCACAAGAGUCGGACAAUAAUAAAAGACUUGUGGCCUUAGUGCCAAUGCCCAGCGACCCUCCAUUCAACACCCGAAGGGCUUACACCAGCGAGGAUGAAGCCUGGAAGUCGUACUUGGAGAACCCUCUGACAGCGGCCACCAAGGCCAUGAUGAGCAUCAAUGGUGACGAGGACAGUGCCGCUGCCCUCGGCCUGCUCUACGACUACUACAAGGUUCCUCGAGACAAGAGGCUGCUGUCUGUAAGCAAAGCAAGUGAGAGCCAAGAAGACCAGGAUAAAAGUGAGCUUACAGCCUUCCACAUGAAAUUUCGGAGUACUUCAGUUGGGGCUGAGGAGUACAUGUAUGACCAGACCUCAAGUGGCACAUUUCAGUACACCCUGGAAGCCACCAAAUCCCUCCGCCAGAAGCAGGGGGAGGGCCCCAUGACCUACCUCAACAAAGGACAGUUCUACGCCAUCACACUCAGCGAGACCGGGGACAACAAAUGCUUCCGACACCCCAUCAGCAAAGUCAGGAGCGUGGUGAUGGUGGUCUUCAGUGAGGACAAAAACCGAGAUGAGCAGCUGAAAUACUGGAAGUAUUGGCACUCCCGGCAGCAUACAGCCAAGCAGAGGGUCCUUGACAUUGCUGAUUACAAGGAGAGCUUCAACACGAUCGGGAACAUUGAGGAGAUUGCGUACAAUGCCGUUUCCUUCACCUGGGACGUGAACGAGGAGGCCAAGAUUUUCAUCACCGUGAACUGUCUGAGCACAGACUUCUCCUCCCAAAAAGGGGUGAAAGGACUCCCGCUGAUGAUUCAGAUUGAUACCUACAGUUACAAUAAUCGUAGCAAUAAACCCAUCCAUAGGGCGUAUUGCCAGAUCAAAGUCUUCUGUGAUAAAGGUGCAGAAAGGAAAAUUCGAGAUGAAGAGAGGAAGCAGAACAGGAAGAAAGGAAAGGGCCAGGCCCCCCAGGCCCCGAGUAACAACUCCUCUGACGGGAAGUUGGCCGCCAUCCCUUUACAGAAGAAGAGUGACAUCACCUACUUCAGGACCAUGCCCGACCUGCACUCGCAGCCCGUGCUCUUCAUACCCGACGUCCACUUUGCAAACCUGCAGAGGACCGGACAGGUGUACUACAACGCAGACGACGAGCGAGAAGGCAGCAGUGUCCUUGUGAAGCGGAUGUUCAGGCCCAUGGAGGAGGAGUUUGGCCCGGCACCCGCUAAGCAGAUGAAAGAAGAAGGCACAAAGCGAGUGCUGCUGUACGUGAGGAAGGAGACCGAUGACGUGUUCGACGCGCUGAUGCUGAAGUCGCCCACGGUGAAGGGCCUCAUGGACGCGAUAUCUGAGAAGUACGGGCUGCCGGUGGAGAAGAUCACAAAGCUUUACAAGAAAAGCAAAAAGGGCAUCCUGGUGAACAUGGACGACAACAUCAUCGAGCACUACUCCAACGAGGACACCUUCGUCCUAAACAUGGAGAGCAUGGUGGAAGGCUUCAAGGUCACGCUCAUGGAGAUCUGAGGCCUGCGCUCCUGGAAGAGCUGGGCCAGACCGGAACUGGAACGGAACCCGCUCCCCCCCAUCCUCUCACAACUGCUGUUACACGCCCGGCUCUGUGGAUGGGACUGGGCGCAGCCAGGACCCACCCGCUGCCCCCUGGGCUGCAGCCCACCCUGGGUCCUCUCGGCUCCUUAUUUAUUGCCGCUGUCGGGACUCCAUGAGGCACCGCUGGUUCCAAGGGGCCAGGCCAGAGCCCCUCAAGGGACACAGCAUGGCCGCGCCUUCCCGGAGCCAGGGCCUCGUCCCCUUUCUCUCCUCUGUGUGGCUCCUGGUGCCUGAGAGGCUGUGCUCAGGGCAGUGGUCAUAGGUGGACCCUUCACCUUCGGCUGGCUGCGAGGCCUUGUCCAGGGAGUGCUGCUCCCUGCCAGUGGGGAGGAGUGUGAGGCGUGGCCCGCGCCUGUAGGUAGUGUGUAUACCGUCACCAGAAUACGUUCCAACUGUGCGGGGUUGGGCGGGCCCCUACCCCUACCCCUCCCCCUACCCCUCCCCCUCCCCGGGCACUCGGGCUCUUCCUCACCUGCUCAGAUCUCACAGUGGGCCCGGCUGUGACAGAGCCAAGGCAGACUCUGCCUCGGGGCUUCUGGGUGGUUCUCUCGCGUACCAGCUCCUCCCCAGCUUCGGUCUGGGGCGCUGUGCUGUCCUGGCACUGUGGACACUGUGUCACGCCCGGCAGCUUGCAGUGCACCCUCCAUCCCUAGGGACCCUUGAAAGCCCAGCUGCAGGUGGAGCCAUGCACCAAGCCCGGCCUCUUCCUGUGCCAGGGGACAGAGAAGGGCAGCUGCCUGGGCACCAGUGUUGGGAGCCGGGUGGCGGCCUGCCCAGAAGAGGGGAGCACUGGAAACUGCACUGUAGUGGUUCCUGCCCACCCUGUGGGCUGAAGAUCUCCAUUCGUGGCCUCCAGACGCACCCCGCGGCAAUGCCUAAGCUGUUGGGAAAGCACUUGGCUCUCCCGGGAAGCCUGCUGCCCGGACUCCGCCCUCUCCACCGCAGGCCCAGCCCGGGAGCCUGGAACAGGGACUUGGACCUGUGGAGCAACUGAGUGGGAUAGAGGGCAGGUGCUGCUGUGCCUGAGCAGGCUGAGGAGCCCUUCUCCAGGGUCCCCCGAGCUCGUCACCCUCCCAUGGUGCCGCACGUCCCAGCGGUGCCCCCGCCUUCCCCUCCUCCCCCACUCUGGCUGCCACACCUGGACGGGCAGCUGGGGCCAGUUCUGAGAUGGACACGUCCAGGGGUGGAAAGUCAUGAGCGCGUGUACUUCACGCUUCCAGGGUCAGGAAUCGGCCCCUCAGCUGGGCUGGGGACUCCAGAGCAGGGAAAGGGCCGCAUUUGUGGCAGCUGGACACAAGCCACCGACCUGGAGAGACCCAGUCCCUUUGAAAAACUGUGCCGGCCCCGUCUAAGGCAAAGGACAAAUGGGAGACGCUCUCGCCUUUGUCCCGAGUCUGAGCCAUUGCUGUGGUGACUGCUGCCAGAUCAGAGGUGACGAGGCCGGUGCCACCCACCCGGAGGAGAGUGUCGCCCUCCCGUCCUUCUGUCCCUCUGCACUCUCGUGCCUGCGCUUAGCUUUGGUGACUCCUUCCCUGUGUAAGUUAGUAGAGCUGUGAUCAAAACGUCCCAAGAAAAACACUCCGGAAAGAUAGAAAAACUUACCUCCUCCUUUUCUUGUCCUUUAAUCACUCCCCAAUGAAUACAUAAGCUUUGUGGGGGGCAGCCCAUAAAAGGUGGGGGAUACAUGAAGCAAGUGUUUUCUUCUACAUCCCCAAAUUGCUUAGGCUUUCCUGGUGUUUGGAAAUUGGAACCAACAGAAAAGGCAGUGAGGUAACAUCCUGGAGUUGGUCCCUAACAGACUAAGGCACCUCCCAGCACGGAAACUCGGGGAGUGCGAGAUGAGUCAAGCAUCUGUUUUCCUCCUUAUUUAAAAUUAUGAAAAAGCAACAGAAAUAGAGGGUUUGUGCCAAAUUCUCAGAAUGGUCCUUUCUUAGAGACAAGCACGAGAGACUGAUCUAUGUACAGUUUACUCUCACAUUUAAAAAAAAAGCAAAUGUAACUUAAUAGUUUUGUAAAUGGGAGAGGGGAAA